UCGUUUCCAUGGGGCUCUAUAAAUAGAGCUAUAGAAUUUUGAGAGUUUUGGUCAUGUGUACCCAUUUUAUGUUUACACACAAAUUAGAUUCCGAGUGUAAUGUGUGUAUAUAUAUAUCUCUCUGUAAAAGUCUAGCCAAGAUCGCAACAACAAAAUUAAAAUAGGCUAGUGGGCGCUUCCAAUGGAAGAAGUCGGAGGAGAAAUACAUAAAAAAAGUACGAAAGAGAGUUUAAUAUUAUUGCCAAAACAAAGAGAAGAAGAAGAUUUAGAAGAAAAAAUUUGCUCAAGUAGUUCUAGUGCGUGUGCUUUAACAUGGAGUGUUUUGUUACAAGAAGUGAAGAGAUUGGGAUGCAUAGCAGCACCACUUGUGGCUGUGAUUUUGUCGCAGUAUUUGUUGCAGGUCAUUUCCGUCAUGAUGGUCGGUCACCUUGGCGAGCUUUCUCUCUCUAGCACAGCCUUAGCCAUUUCUCUCUCUGGGGUCACCGGCUUCAGUCUUCUGUUAGGAAUGGCGGGUGCACUAGAAACUAUAUGUGGGCAAGCAUAUGGAGCUGAGCAAUAUAAAAAACUUGGACGUCAAACUUACACUGCCAUAUUUUCCAUGUUCUUGGUUUGCCUCCCUAUAUCUUUAAUUUGGAUCUACAUGGGAAAGUUACUUGUUUUAAUUGGUCAAGACCCUAUUAUUUCUCAUGAAGCUGGCAGAUUCGCAAUUUGGCUUGUUCCUGCUCUCUUCGCUUAUGCAACUCUUCAAGCACUUAUUAGAUACUUUCAGACCCAAAGCUUGAUGCUUCCUAUGUUCAUAAGCUCCUGUGUGACCCUUUGUUUUCACAUUCCUCUGUGUUGGGUUUUGGUGUUCAAGUCCGGACUGGAAAACGUUGGAGGUGCAUUGGCAAUAAGUAUUUCCUAUUGGUUGAAUGUGAUUCUACUUGUGUUGUACAUGAAGUUUUCUCCUUCUUGUGCAAAAACUCGGGUUCCGAUUUCUAUGGAGCUUUUCCAAGAUAUCGGAGAAUUUUUUCGCUUUGCCAUCCCUUCUGCAGUAAUGUUAUGCCUUGAGUGGUGGUCAUUCGAGCUAAUUAUUCUGAUGUCUGGGCUCUUACUAAAUCCACAGCUUGAAACCUCAGUUCUUUCUGUGUGCCUAAAUACCAUUUCAACAUUGUAUACAGCAGCACAUGGGCUAAGUGUUGCAGGAGGCACAAGAGUCUCAAAUGAACUUGGAGCUGGAAAAGCGCAAGCUGCUCGAAUCGCUACCUUUGCUAUAAUCUUUCUAACAAUCAUAGAGACAACUAUAGUAAGCACAUCACUCUAUGCAAGCCGCCGUGUUUUCGGUUACAUUUUCAGCAAUGAGAAGGAAGUUGUGGAUUAUGUCACGGAAAUGGCUCCUCUGAUUUGCAUAUCCGUUGUACUAGACAGCUUCCUAGGGGUCCUUUCAGGUGUUGCUAGAGGAUGUGGAUGGCAGCACAUAGGGGCUUUUAUAAACCUUGGGGCAUAUUAUCUUUGUGGAAUUCCAAUAGCUGCAACAUUGGGUUUCUGGUUUAAGCUCAGAGGAAAAGGCCUCUGGAUUGGCAUACAAUGUGGUGCUUUUGUUCAAGUUUUUCUGUUGUGUCUUGUUACUAGUUGUACAAACUGGGAAAAGCAGGCAAGUAAGGCAAGAGAGAGGAUAUUUGAGUAUACAUCUCUCAGAAAUGGAUUGGAGGACCGGGGAGAGUUAAAAUAGAAUAUUAGAAUUGUCUGAUGAAUGUAUUUUUCUUGUACACGGUUGUAGCGGGAAAAAUUUUGUUUCCACAAUGAGAAAACUAGUACUAGUCUAUAAGGCGGAAGUUUGCCAAAAUGACAAUUCUACGAAAUAAAAUUAGUAAAAUGAUCUUUUUUAUUUUUACACAGAGAGUGAUCCAUUUUGUCACAUAGUGUAAAAGUAUU
Molecule: messenger RNA, 1914 nt
Organism: Morus notabilis
Lineage: Eukaryota; Viridiplantae; Streptophyta; Magnoliopsida; Rosales; Moraceae
Product: protein DETOXIFICATION 12
Exons: 7
Coding region: 182-1711 (509 amino acids)
Biological process (GO): xenobiotic detoxification by transmembrane export across the plasma membrane
Cellular component (GO): membrane
Molecular function (GO): xenobiotic transmembrane transporter activity; antiporter activity
Source: RefSeq, a predicted model, not a curated record